AUGGAAUAUCAUCCUGAAAUUACGGAACAGUUAAUUUUAUGUCCUGGCUGUGGUGCACCCACUCCUCCUAAUGCUGCCAAUAUGUGUGUCAACUGUAUUCGUAACGAAGUUGAUAUCACAGAAGGUAUUCCUAAACAUGCUACAAUUCACUUUUGUCGUAACUGCGAACGAUACCUUCAACCACCUGGAAUCUGGGUCACAGCAGAGUUAGAAUCUCGAGAACUGUUGACACUGUGUCUCAAGAAACUGAAGGGAUUAAAUCGAGUCCGAUUGGUUGAUGCUGGCUUUAUCUGGACUGAACCACACAGUAGACGUAUCAAGGUGAAGUUGACAAUUCAAAAGGAAGUCUUUGCCAAUACGAUCUUGCAGCAAGUCUUUGAAGUCGAAUAUGUGGUAUCAAGUCAACAGUGUGAUGAAUGUACACGAUUGGCUGCUCAAAAUACAUGGAAGGCAGUAGUGCAAGUCCGACAAAAGGUAGAGCAUAAACGUACAUUCUUGUUCUUGGAACAAAUCAUCUUGAAACACAACGCACACAAAGAUACAACCAACAUCAAAGAAGCCAAGGAUGGUAUUGAUUUUUACUAUGGUAGUCGUAACCAUGCCAUCAAGAUGGUCGAAUUCUUGCAGGCAGUUGUACCUAUGCGAUAUAAGACAAGUGAACAGUUGAUUUCAAAAGAUAUUCAUACAAGCGUAAGCAACUAUAAAUUUACAUACUCCUGUGAAAUUGUGCCUGUAUGUCGAGACGACCUUGUGUGUAUACCAAAGAAACUAGCCAAUAAUUUUGGAAAUAUCAAUCGAUUAUUAAUAUGUACAAGAAUUAGUAAUUCAAUUCAUUUGUUGGAUGUAAAUACAUUAGCCACAGCCGAUGUUAGUACAACUCAAUAUUAUAGACAACCCUUCCAAGCAUUAGCCAGUGCAAAGAGUAUGGUCGAAUACUAUGUAUUAGAUGUCGAGCCUCUGGGGCCUGUGGAUGGCAAAAAAGUGUUGUGUGAUGUCCAUGUUGCAAGAAUGUCAGACUUUGGUAGAAAUGAUGAACAAUUCAUCGCCAGAUCCCAUCUGGGUGCACUGUUGAAUCCUGGUGACACUGUCAUGGGUUACGAUUUGACAAGGACCAACUUUAACAAUGAAGAGUUUGAUCGACUCAAUGCUUCAGACUUACCUGACGUCAUCCUUGUACGUAAAUCUUAUCCUGCACGUAAGAAGAAGUCAAGACAAAGAAACUGGAAGUUACAACAAUUGGGUAAAGAAGUGGACGAAAUGUUACCUCGUAAACAAGAACAAGCUCGUAUUGAAAAUGACAUGGAACUGUUUAUGAGAGAUAUUGAAGAAGAUCCCGAGUUCAGAGCCAACAUCAAUAUUUUCAAGAAUAGCGGCUUGAUGGAAACUGAAGACGCGGUAGAAGAAGAAGAAGAGGAAUUACCCGAGAUUUCAUUAGAAGAAAUGAUGGAUGAAAUGGCCAUUCAUAUGGAUGAACCUGAUCAUCCAGUUCAUGAUGAAGAUGAAGAAAUGGAAAUGUAA
This is a messenger RNA of Rhizopus microsporus ATCC 52813, 1518 nucleotides long. Its product is annotated as NMD3-domain-containing protein. The coding region runs from base 1 to 1518 and encodes 505 amino acids. Gene Ontology annotation, molecular function: ribosomal large subunit binding. The record is from RefSeq and is a predicted model, not a curated record. Gene Ontology annotation, biological process: ribosomal large subunit export from nucleus. Lineage: Eukaryota; Fungi; Mucoromycota; Mucoromycetes; Mucorales; Rhizopodaceae. The transcript has 2 exons. Gene Ontology annotation, cellular component: nucleus; cytoplasm.